Messenger RNA from Theileria annulata, 1959 nucleotides. RefSeq names its product Tpr-related protein family member, putative. NCBI's taxonomy places the organism in Eukaryota, Apicomplexa, Aconoidasida, Piroplasmida, Theileriidae. The record is from RefSeq and is a predicted model, not a curated record. Bases 1 to 1959 code for a protein of 652 amino acids. The transcript is spliced from 4 exons.
AUGAUAUCCAAGGCACUAAUGUUCCACCUGAGCUCAAAUGGUGUUAAUACUGUCGAGACUGUAGCCGGAGACCUAGCUGGUAAGGCCCAAGAGCUUUACAAUCAAGCCGACGGAAUAGUUCAGGCUGCUCAGGUUAGUGGUAGUCCACUUUCUACACUUAGUACUCCGGCCACAGCUCUAGCUUCUGCAGCCAAAGGCACUGAUGGUCAAGAUAAAAGUAGUCUACAUCAUCAGGCAAAUGAACUAUCCAGUGCUACUCCUACUGAUCCUGAUAAGGCCAUUGCAGUCAUAACUGCAUUCGCCACAGUUAAGGACGCAUACGAAAAUCUGGCAGCCCAAACUUUAUACCAAGAAAAUAAACGUAAACCAGGUAUAUCACCACUAGCAGAUACUCCUGCAGGAAAGGUCAAGGCCGUUGAAACUGCCUGGAAAGGGGUCGAGUCCGAUUUCCAGAAACUAUGUAUGGCACUCAUCAAACACUUUGCAAAUCAGGUGGAAAAUAACGCCACAAGCCUAGCCAGUGCCAAUGGUAAUCAGACUCAUGCCGACAAAGUGAUAACCAGUUUCAACGUAGUUGAAAAGGCAUACGACUCUCUUAAUAGAAUUCUAAACCUUACUAAACUCGCAAAAAAGGCCACAAAACUUAAAGAGGCUGCUAGUCCUCCACUUCAAAGUCCAGCCGGAGGACUAGCCAGUGCAGCCAGAAAACUCAAUAAUACUGAUGUUGUUAAUGCCCAAGCCUUCAAAGACACAGUCAAAUCCACCAUCAGAAUCACCGGCAACACCGGCAACAAAAACAUCACCGUUACCAAUCUACCUCACAUUAAUGACACCUUUAAACCUAGACAAAUUAAAUUCUGGGCGAUCAUAAUUCCUUCCAUCAUAUCCCAAUGUUAUCGUACUGAUGAGGAACUUAAAGCAGCAACUAGUACAGGUGAAAAUUUAGGACUCCGAGCACUAGCCCUUGCACUACAUACUCAAGCCAAUGAACUUAACAGGGCAGUUGAUAAUCCUGGUAGUAAUGAUAAUGCCGCCAAUGUACUCAAACAUAAGGCUGGUACAGAUGACCAAACCGAUGGUAAACUUAGAAAGCUAGCUGAAACACUAUAUACUGCAGCCAGUCAACUAGCCAGUGCAGUUCAAGCUGGUCCUGAUACUGGUAAGACAGAAGCGGAACAACUUGCUAAUGAAGUCGGUGAAAAUGAAGAAGGAGAUAAACUUCGAGCUAAACUCAAAGAUCUUGGUAAUUAUACUCAAGAUACUGAACUAACUACUAAGGCCGGUGAGGUUAAAACUAAAUACGACGCAGUCAGCCGUGCAUUCACUCAAGUUCAGCUUAAAGAAGAUAAAUAUACUGAAGCCGGUCAUCAAGAUAAGUAUCAAGCAGUUGAAAAGGCAUGGGACGCCUUCAACGAUGUUUAUAAGCCUGAAGAACUACUCGUUACUGCUGUCGGAGAAGAAAUCACCCUUGGAGAUAAUCUAGCAAGUGCACUCAAAGAACUUGGUACUGCUAGUAUUCUUGAUAUAAAGGGGUUGAAUACUAAGGCCAAUGCUGUCAAGGAAAAGUUUGCAGGUUGGGGACCCUCUGUCAAACAGAAAUUCGAGUUAGUCCAGGCACAAGAAUCUGCUUACACUUCCGGUGGCAUUAAAUCCACUAAAUACGACCCACUUGAACAAGCCUUCAACAAUUUCAAUACUGCCUAUAGAAAGGCCAUAUGUGGCCCCAAGUUUUAUUCCAUUAUUGUUCCUUCCAUUAUUAGUAUGCUGUCAGAAUGCCCUCCCAAAACCGAAUUCGUAGGAUCUUUAGGUGGGUUUGGUGGAUGGAAACAAUACAACGAUGGUGGUAACACUGUUUAUGGUCAGAUCUGGCACUUCUUUGAUAUCCUUAUUGUUAUUAAGUUCACUGUAGCUAUCAUAUUCAUAUACUCACUCAAUUAUAGAGAAUUACAUAGCUAUUGA